GGAAGUGGGCGGCCGGAAGUGCUGCUGGGAUUUGUAGUCCAAUCUCGGAGAAACUACAACCCCGGUCGUCAGCGCGCAUGCGUAGGCCCCCAGCCUGUAACUUGGUCCUGGGAGGCUGAUGCAAGGAAAUGAGCAGAAAUAAAAAUGAUGAAGAUGACUAUUGGAAUAACACAAAAUGCAAAGCUUACACCUUUGAUGAUGAUGAUGAUGAAUAUGCAGAGCUGAAAGCGUCCAAGCGAGCAGUGAACAGCCUCCACGGCAUCGCGGGCGAUGAUGACGAUGAUGAGAAGAUCAGCUGGAGUGGAGAGCCCGUUGGAAGUAUUUCCUGGUCAAUCAAAGAAACUGCAACAGGAGGUCGGUCAGGAGAUCUCCGAGAACUGGGAACGUUAAGGUCUUGCUCUGAUACCACGCAGCAAUCUAUUUCCAAGCCUGCCUCCACUUAUUCUCUCAGCAGUUUCUUCAAAGGUAAAAGGGAUUCUUCGACUUCUUUAUUUGGGAUCAGUCGACCUGGGAGUUUCCAGUCGCUUUCUGAUUCUGUCACAGGCACAUCCACUGUGAGUUUUGCACCUGACCUACGUAAAUCAAAGACAGAUUACAAGGACUUUUCGAUCGACUGGAGUCCACACGAGACCGUUAGACAGAUGCAGAAAGGCCGAAUGUACUCCUUGGAGAGGUUUCGCUCUUUGAAAGACAAACUGCACCUUGUGGAUGAAGCCGUGCGAAUGCACGAUGGAAACGUCAUCACUGCCGUUUUGAUAUACCUGAAAAAAACAUUAAGCAAAGAGGUUCUGUUUCGAGAGCUGGGAUACAGGCAGGUCGCCCUACAGCAGUUUGUCCACUAUCUAAAGGAGACGGGACAGCAGAAGCUACUGAUGGAGAUGCUGAAAGCCAUGGGAAGAACAGAAGAGGCUGCACUCUUACAGUACAAGGAACAUUUGAGUAUCAAAAACCACAUUAAGAAAACGGAAUAUUUAAAAAGCUGUAUCGGGCUCCCAUUUGCUUCUGAUGAUUCUGGGUUUGUCGAAGACCACUAUUCACUGCUCGACAGACAGAUUAUUAUUGAAGAGAACGAUAAACGGGUUGAGGCAUCUGGACAGAUGGAAGUGUUCAGAAAACACCCCAGGAAGGCCUCCAUCCUGCACAUGCCUCUUGUGACCACACUUUACUACUCCUGCUUCUAUCAUUAUGGAGAAUCGGAGGGAACAUUCAGUAGCCCAGCGAAUUUGAAAACAACCUUCAAAAUUUCAGACAAACAGUACUUACUCACAACACUGGCAGCUCGUGCCAAACUGAAGGCUUGGAGAGAUGUUGAUGGUCUAUUUACUACAAAGAAUUGGCUAGGAUACACCAAGAAGAAAGCGCCAAUUGGAUUUCAUCGAGUUGUCGAUAUCUUGCACAAAAACAAUGCCCCAGUUGAGGUUGUUCAGGAAUACAUAGCUUUGGUGGAUAACACAGAACUGAAGUUAAACCUUGGAACAAAGUACAAGUGCCAUAACAUUGUGAUUGAUACCUACAGGGAUCUUAAAGAUCGCCAGCAGUUGAUUCAGUACAGGAGCAAAGUGGACAAAAGCUCACAAGAACAGAGGAAGAUAGACUACAUCCUGAGCAAUUCUCAAAUCAGAUGGAAAAAUUGAUGGCUGAAGAUUCAAUGAAGGAACGUCUCUUGUGCUAAGGAAGCAGAAGGUUGUAAACCUGGCAGUGAGGAUAUGAAGGCAAAAUCUUCAUCUACAUUCAGUGACCCGCUGGACUUCUUCUCCCACGUAUUUAAAAUUAAUGAUUAUGGGAGCUUAGAAAUUAAGUGUCCUCUCCAUGUAUCCGUCAUGUGUAUCAAGUGGUUCAAAUUGCAAAGGUUCUGACUUUUAAUGGGAGGGUGGGGGGGGUGCAAGGGAGGCUGAAGCACAGAGAGGUUCAAGGGGGAGGUGCAGGUCACCCAGUCAAAAGUGUCAAGACAUCAAGCAUUGCAUUGUGUUCACCUAUUGACACAAUUGCAGACCAGCACUGGUGCUACCUGUGCCGUUGCAACACCAUUGCAGACCAACACUGUUUGAUUUUAGCCAGUUGAUGUUACUGGCUGACCUCACCGAACUGACCUUGAUGGAUGAACAAAGAAUAGUGUCGGGGGAAACGGCGUAUUAUUGCUGCGUGUGUGUGGACCCUUCAGUUCCCUUCUUCUGGUGCCCCCUCCCCUCAUGAAUCUACAAAGGUAGGAAGUCUAAUCUCUGACCUUUACUCCAGCAUAAAUGAGAGGUAGAAUACUUGUACAGUAACCAGGAAAAUGUCAUUCAUAGAGAACUACAUUUUUAAUAAAGUGCCAAACUCUGGUAAC
Leucoraja erinaceus (little skate) is the source of this 2326-nucleotide messenger RNA. RefSeq names its product VPS33B interacting protein, apical-basolateral polarity regulator, spe-39 homolog (gene vipas39). The transcript has 20 exons. The record is from RefSeq and is a predicted model, not a curated record. Bases 129 to 1634 code for a protein of 501 amino acids. Lineage: Eukaryota; Metazoa; Chordata; Chondrichthyes; Rajiformes; Rajidae. Gene Ontology annotation, biological process: vacuolar transport; intracellular protein transport. Gene Ontology annotation, cellular component: cytoplasm.